UGUGUCAUUAAUUAAGUUAUCGAAGAAGCAACAUCUGACCUACACAAAAACAAACUUUUGUUCUGAAAUCUGUUUUUCAACAUUUGCUUCGUUUUCAUUUUGUGGUUUUCUUAAACUAUUAUUGCCAAGUAGAUCGUAAUACAAUUGAAAGCGAGCCAUGGUGAUUACCAACGAUAUCAGCUUACCUCCUGAUGAAGAAUUGACCGUUCAAGAGUUAAACUUGUCUACUUCGGCUCUUCGUGCUGGUGCAUUUCAUUUAGGAAAACACUGCGAGAACCAGAAUAAUGAAUUUAUGUUAUGUCGCCAAGAGUUAGAUGACCCGCGGGCAUGUAUAAGCGAAGGAAAAGCUGUAACUAGCUGCGCUCUGGACUUUUUCCGGAAAGUAAAAAAAACAUGUCACGAAGAGUUUUUGCAAUAUGCCACUUGUUUGGACAAAAGUAGUGGCAAUAUGGCUUUUGGAAACUGUCGAAAAACACAAGGCGUCUUAGAUAAAUGUGUAUUAGAUAAUUUAGGUAUUGAGCGCCCCGAUUAUGGAUAUUUCACUCGCGCCAAGGUUCAUUCAACUGAGCGUGAAGCGCCUCCUAAGCCAAUAAAGAAAGAAUAUCCAGAUGCUACGCCUGGCUUACCAGAAGACUAUCCCAAACCACCAGCCAAAUAUGGAUCUCGUUUCCACUGGUUGGAAUAAGCUAUGCCAUCAGUAAAAGUGCUUGCGAAAACAUUUACUGUUGAAAAUGGAGUUUAAAUACUUUUAGAAAAUACAAAGCUUGAAUAAGUGAAUGGACUCAA
This is a messenger RNA of Ceratitis capitata (Mediterranean fruit fly), 786 nucleotides long. It is a transcript of the gene ND-19, whose product is annotated as NADH dehydrogenase [ubiquinone] 1 alpha subcomplex subunit 8. NCBI's taxonomy places the organism in Eukaryota, Metazoa, Arthropoda, Insecta, Diptera, Tephritidae. The coding region runs from base 158 to 685 and encodes 175 amino acids. The record is from RefSeq and is a predicted model, not a curated record. The transcript has 4 exons. Gene Ontology annotation, biological process: mitochondrial electron transport, NADH to ubiquinone.